AGUUUCCGUUUCCGUUCUCUAAUGCUGUAAGUUUAGCGGUGUAGCGUUGGUAAACGUUAUGGCAGGAGAUGCCUGUGUAGCGUUUAAAAGUGGGCUUAAAAAGCGCAAGUGUUUCAGGCAACAUAAGUCUUCAGAUUGCUCGGAAAGCGACGGAGAAGAAGAUGUUUCAAGGGAAAUUCUUCAAGAUACCAAGGAAAUCCAAAAACUUCGUAAACGGCCCAACGGUGUCAGCGUCAUAGGCCUCAACUUGGGCAAAAAGCUCACUCCAAAGGAGGAACUUGUGAUUGAUGACCCUUUCAAGUUAAAGACUGGAGGCAUGAUUGACAUGAAAGCUCUCAAAGGGAAAAGGGUCACCAUGGAGGAAUUGGAUGCUGUCAACUUGGGCAACACAUUCUCGGUAGAGACGAACCAGCGUGAUGAAGAUGCCGACAUGAUGAAGUACAUUGAAGAGGAACUGGCGAAACGUCGAGGUCGUGUUCAGGAGCCUCAGCCAACGCCACGGAACACUGUGGACGAGAAGGAUGUGCUGUUUCACGUGCCUGAGCACCUGCGCAAGUCAACAUCCAAGAAGUCCGAAGAGAUGUUGUCCAAUCAAAUGCUUUCGGGAAUCCCAGAAGUUGACCUUGGCAUUGAGGAGCGCAUCCGCAACAUAGAAGCAACCGAGGAGGCCAAGCUAAAGCUUAUUCGGGAUCGGAUGGCUAGGAAGGAGCGUGAGACAUCGUUUGUGCCCACCAACAUGGCUGUCAACUUUGUCCAGCACAACCGCUUCAACAUUGAUGAUGGCAACCGGACACGCCACCUGCGGCGCCCUGUUCGUGAGAAAGAGCCUCCGCCCCCAAAGCCUGUUGUGGUCAUCGCAGAAGCCGAAGGAGUUGCAGACCAGAUUCCAGGACGCCAGGGCAGAGGUGGCAAAGGAUCGUCCAGGUCCAGAGGAAACGAUGAUGAAAAGGCCACUGAUGACUUUCACUUUGAGAAGUUCAAGAAGCAGUUCAGACGCUACUAAGCCUUCAGAUAACAGCUGCAGAUAUUUCGCUUGGCGAAUCAUUUGCUUAUCUUUAUGCUCAUAAACCCUACAUGUGGUCCUGUUUCA
Messenger RNA from Rhipicephalus sanguineus (brown dog tick), 1090 nucleotides. RefSeq names its product telomere length and silencing protein 1 homolog. The record is from RefSeq and is a predicted model, not a curated record. Gene Ontology annotation, cellular component: spliceosomal complex. The transcript is spliced from 9 exons. NCBI's taxonomy places the organism in Eukaryota, Metazoa, Arthropoda, Arachnida, Ixodida, Ixodidae. Gene Ontology annotation, biological process: mRNA splicing, via spliceosome. Bases 59 to 1003 code for a protein of 314 amino acids.